AUGAGGACAGCCAGGCGUGCCAGCAAUGUGGAGGUGCCGUCCUUCCUCCGUCAUCUGGUCAAAGAGACAGAGAGGGUGGUCACCUUCUUCUUUAAAGGAGGAACCAGGGAAACGGAUAUUGAGGAGGAGGAGGACAGCUUCGAUGAGGACAACUCUUUCCCCAGCCCGUACCUGGAUCGCCCCAUCUUGGAGAAGCAUGUGUCGGAGGGGGGAUCUAAGUCAGGUUUGAACUACGCUUUGGCCAGCAUGCAGGGCUGGAGGGCUCAGAUGGAGGAUGCCCACACCUGCAUGCCGCAGCUGAAAGGAGAGCUGUCAGAGUGGGGGUACUUUGCAGUUUUUGAUGGACAUGCAGGCACCACAGUGGCACAGUACUGCUCCAAAAACCUGCUGGAUCACAUCCUGGCUACAGGUACGAGAGAAAACAUCAACAACUAAUGAGACCAAUUUCAUUCGUUGAGAAAAUUAAGUUCCUAGUACUGAAAACAUGUUUUAGGAUGUUUAGCUUAAACACGUGUACUGGAAGUAUUUUAAGACAACAGAAUCAGCAAAAUCCAUCUGGUGUAACAUGAUCUAUAGUGAAAGUGAAAUCGUUUUACAAAGUUAUUUGGCAAAAAAUAACAUAUGUUUUUUCUUAUGGAAAGUAGAGGGUUUUUUUUGGAUGUUUCAAGUGAAUGUGGCUGAUCUCAAACCUGAUAAGAUAGUUCUGACAGUUUGAGUACGAUACUAUCUGCAUUUUCUUUUAUUGUACAGCCAAAGUGUUAUCAAAAUAGCUGAUCUAUUUGAGAUGGAUUUCUGUUAGACUCCAUUUUACAUUCAGCCUGGGUCAAUGUAUUUUAUCCACUGCAUCAGAGCAUGGGAAAACAAACAAACAAACAAACAAACAAACAAAUGUUUUCCCCUUAUUUCCAACAGGUGUGGUCAAAGCCAGUACAGACCCGGAGCAGGUAAAGGAAGGGAUCCGUGAGGGCUUUCUGGACAUUGACCGCCAUAUGCACAAACUGGCUCGCCAAGACAACUGGGACCGCAGUGGCUCAACUGCAGCAGCUGUCAUGAUAUCUCCAAAUUACAUUUACUGUAUCAACUGUGGAGACUCCCGUACCCUGCUCUGCCAUAAUGGUCAGGUGGUCUUCUACACGGAGGACCAUAAGCCGUUCAACCCCAGAGAAAAGGAGCGUAUCCAGAAUGCUGGGGGCUCUGUGACCCUGCAGAGAGUCAACGGCUCACUUGCUGUUUCCAGGGCACUGGGGGACUUUGACUUCAAGGAGGUGGACUGGAGGCCUCAGACAGAGCAGCUGGUGUCACCAGAGCCGGAGGUGUACGAGCUACAGAGGACGCCUGAAGAUGAAUUCCUGAUUUUAGCAUGUGAUGGUGUGUGGGACGCCAUCGGGAAUGAGGAACUGUGUGCUUUCGUGCGCAGUCGUCUGCAGGUGUGUGAUGACCUGAGAGAGAUCUGCACUCAGGUCAUCGACCUCUGUCUCUAUAAGGUGAGGAGUCCAAAAUAGAAUAGAAACAAAGAAGAAUCAUUGGAAUAACUCACUGGCUGAUAAUUAUCACUCAGCAAUUGUCUACACUUAUGGUGCAGGGUUAGUUCAGGUCAGACAGGGUCGAGCAGAUGGAUUUAUGAAUGGGAAGCUUUACGUUAAGCACAGUCUGUGGUGGGCCUUUGUACAGUGAGGGCAGGGUCUCUGCUCCAAGGAAUGACACUGAUGUUAUUACGUAAGUAGAUUUCUCCUGCAGGUCAUCUUAAUGCUUGUUAGUAACUGCCUGUUUGGAUGGUGACGAGCUUGCCCUAUAAAUAGCUGCAGGGAUAUAGGAUAGCAGGGGAGAAAUGCUACACAAGGCUCGGAUUAACACUGAAAGGGAGUCCGUUGACGGCAGCCCACUGUUACCACUCCAUACAGACCAGCUCAGCCGCUUUAUCCCGGCCGAGGUGUGCUGCUAUUUAUUUCACCUAAAAAGGCUUACAGUGAAAAGACUGCCUGUACCAGUACGCACUUAGCCUCUCUGAUGUCAUGACCAACAGGCUGCUGGAAAACUUAGUGACUUUAAAAUACAGCCGGGGUUUUUUUUUAACUAAUGGAGUUUAUGAACAAGUAAUAAUAUUAAACCUAAUAGUGCAGACUGGGGACAAAGCUGUAGCAUUAUGGAUAGAGAACAUUGGAUAGGCUUAAAUGUACAGACCUCAGCCUUUCCUUAGUUUCCCUGUCAACACACUUUUGAGAAGGAUGGAAUAUUAGGAUCAUGUACUGGAGUAAAAAUACUUAUACAUCAAUGUGUUUUAGCUUCUUCGCAAGUAUUGCAUUAAAAAGAUAUUUAAAAUAUUUUGACUCUAGUUUUCAGGGACAAACAAUCACAUUUAGGCAUGCUAAGGUUUUAUUUUUAUCACUGACUUAAAAUUUAAACUGCUAUAUGCCACAAAUGCUUCAGGUGAAUUAAAAAAAAGUGACAUUUUAUGCAUGGUGGAAUAAACUACAUACAAGGGGGUUAGUUUGCAAAAAAAUCAAACUACAAAAUAAAUACUAGGAUGUGAAAUUUACCCUCUAUGGGAACAGCUAUGAAGUGCUUUUAAAUGAAAAUACUCCACUGCAGCUUUUGCACCUCUCUCACCAUUCUGCACGCUGUCUCCCCCUGCAGGGCAGCUUGGAUAACAUCAGCAUCAUCAUUGUCUGCUUCCCAGGCGCCCCCCAGGUGUCACAGGAGGCACUGCAGCAGGAGGCAAAACUGGAGCAACUGAUUGACGUAAAAGUGGAAGGUGAUUGAAGACUUUCCUCUCUAUCUGACGCACAGUUUAAUACGUUUUAGCCCCCUGAUCUAUAACUGUGUCCUCCUUUACAGAAAUUGUACAGAUGAUGAGGUCCAGAGAUGAGGAUCCUGAUCUUCUGUAUGUCAUUAAAUUCUUGGCUGCUGAGGAGCUGCCUGGGCUGCCACCAGGGGGAGGCAUCACCAGCAAGUCAGUCAGAGUGGUUUCCCCUCUCCUAAGGGACACUUAUGAAUAUUUCAGGGACUUUGAAUAAUCCUCUAAAUCCCCCCAAAAUAAUCCUUUCAACAUAACACCACUGUUCCUCUCUUUUCAGGCGGGACUGUAUCAUCUCCGCUUAUCAGAAACACAUCAUGGCCCUCAAAUCUCAGGAGCCCAUGGUAAGACACAUGAAAUCACUCACAGAUUAUCGUAGAAAUCAAACUAGUAAACUGAUCCUCAGAGUGGCAUAAAAGUAAAAAAACGACAUCUUUAAUGUUCGUACUCAUUUUAGUUUUGUUGUUGUGGCAUUUCAGGACAUCGAAGGAUCAUCAGAGGAGUCAAAUUAAUGCCAUCACUAUAGCAACAGAAGAAUCAUCAUCAUCAUCUUCUUGGAGAGCAGCUUUAACAAGACGCCUGGUAUUUUAG
Messenger RNA from Xyrichtys novacula (pearly razorfish), 3385 nucleotides. Lineage: Eukaryota; Metazoa; Chordata; Actinopteri; Labriformes; Labridae. The record is from the annotation of a GenBank genome assembly.